AUGCACAAGUUUUUCCAUGUGGGCCAGCCGUCAGCGUCUGCUACGGGGUCAGUAUCGGCGUGGCACGCGGGUCGCAUUCACCACAGGUAUCGGAUGCUGAAUCCAGCCUCUUCCAUCGUUGAAAGACUUGGCUCCAUCGCUCAUCUGCACUGGAAUCCUCGGGAGCACAUGGCUCCCAGGGUCUACGUCGACAAGCUCCUGCUGUCGGCCGCCCGCGUCAAUGUCUUGGGGAACCCGCGGGACGAGCUCAUCGUGAAGGAGGUGUCUGCUGUCAUGGAAUCUGAUGGCCAUUUUCAGAAAAUUUUAUACCUUUCUGCUGCUGUUCGAAUCUGGCAACAGCCUGUAUAA
Molecule: messenger RNA, 348 nt
Organism: Symbiodinium sp. CCMP2592
Lineage: Eukaryota; Dinophyceae; Suessiales; Symbiodiniaceae
Source: the annotation of a GenBank genome assembly